Messenger RNA from Cuscuta epithymum, 1429 nucleotides. NCBI's taxonomy places the organism in Eukaryota, Viridiplantae, Streptophyta, Magnoliopsida, Solanales, Convolvulaceae. The record is from the annotation of a GenBank genome assembly.
CCUUAAAAAACGAUACGGAGUACUUAAUUCCAUUUUUUCUUCUUUCACAAAAAAACUCCAUUUUUUCUAGACAUGGCCCACUGUUAAAUGGCGGGACGAUCAGGCUUCCCACUCAAUUUGGCUGGCUGCCGGAGACUCCACAGAAAUCCCAACGACGCAGAAAGGAUGGCAGCAUUCCCGGAAAACGAGCACCCAAACAGGGCUUUAGGCUGGGCUGCCAGAGACUCCUCAGGGAUUCUCUCUCUUUUCAAUUUCUCCCGCAGAGACAGUGGGCCUGAUGAUGUAACAAUCAAGAUACACUAUUGUGGUGUUUGUCACUCUGAUCUACACAGCGUGAAGAAUGAUUGGGGUUUCACAAAAUACCCAAUUGUGCCUGGGCAUGAAAUUGUAGGGAUUGUUACCCAGACAGGAAGUAAUGUUCAAAAGUUCAAAGGUGGUGACCGGGUUGGGGUUGGUGUGAUAGUGGGUUCCUGCCUGACAUGCCACAUAUGUGACAAAGAUUUGGAGAGUUACUGCCCCAAAAAGGUAUUCACCUACAACUCCAAGGAUCAAGAUGGCGGCAACACGUACGGUGGUUAUUCCGACAAGAUUGUUGUUCAUCAACACUUUGUGCUUCGCUUCCCAGAUAAGCUGCCUUCUCAUGCUGGUGCCCCUUUGUUAUGUGCCGGGAUCACCGUUUAUAGCCCAAUGAAAUACUACGGGAUGAUGGUAGAGCCAGGGAAGCAUCUUGGUGUGGCUGGACUUGGUGGGCUUGGUCAUAUUGCAGUGAAAUUGGGAAAGGCGUUUGGGUUGAAAGUGACUGUCAUCAGUACAUCCCCAAAGAAGGAAGAUGAGGCUAUUAACAAGCUUGGAGCUGAUUCCUUCCUUGUCAGUACUGACUCUGCCCAAUUACAGGCUGCUGCAGAUACAAUGGAUUUUAUUAUUGAUACUAUUGCUGCGGUUCACCCCUUAGCCCCGCUGCUCAAUUUGCUGAAAUUGGACGGUAAACUUGUGACAGUUGGCUUGCCUGAAAAACCUCUUGAAUUGCCAGUAUUCCCUUUAGUGGCAGGUAGGAAACUUAUAGGGGGGAGUGACUUCGGAGGCAUAAAAGAGACACAGGAAAUGUUGGAUUUUUGUGCAGAGCACAACAUAACUGCAGACGUUGAGGUGAUCCGAAUGGACUACAUCAACACCGCCAUGGAACGACUCGCUAAGUCUGAUGUCAAGUACCGUUUUGUCAUUGAUCUCACCAACUCCAUCCACUGUAAUUUGUGAAUGCUAUCGCAAAAUUCAUAUUUUAUCAUGUUUUGCAAUAUACAGUGAAUGGGAAAUUGAAAUGCAUUAUGACGCAACAAAAUAUGAACUGCGUGCUGCGGGUUUCAGUAAGCUCAAAGAGUAAGAAUAAUGUAUUCAUUACAACAAAAUCAAAUGCAUAAAAAGUCUCUUAUUU